Closterium sp. Naga37s-1 is the source of this 405-nucleotide messenger RNA. The record is from the annotation of a GenBank genome assembly. Lineage: Eukaryota; Viridiplantae; Streptophyta; Zygnematophyceae; Desmidiales; Closteriaceae.
AUGCAUGUGCUUGUUAUUAUAUAUGCGGGGGGAGGGUGGGAGUGCAGGUCUGGUUUGGGCCAGGGAGGGAGAGGGAGGAGGGAGGGGGGAGAAGAAGGCAUGGGUUUCAAGGGAGGUGGGGUUGCAGGCAGAUGGGCAAGGGAGGGAGCGCAGCGCCAUGCCAUGCCGCAUGCCCCACCAAAUCAGCCCCAGGUGCGUUGUGAGUCGCCUCAGAGCAUAGACACCAUGCCACAUCCCUCACACCUGCCAUCCCCUCACUUGCUCUGCCCCCCCCCGCUCACGUGCUCUGCUCCCCCCGCUCCCUUGCUCUGCCCCCCCCGCUCACUUGCUCUGCUCCCCCCCGCUCACUUGCUCUGCCCCUCCCCACCCAACUUCCCUCCCCACUCCCUUGCGCAGAUAACUUAA